AAUACUUUACUGUCAGGUCUCUCUUUCUUUUAGAUUCAUUAGAAUGAUCUGCUGAUGUUCUUAUGGAGGAGAUGAAGAGCAAUAAGGGACUGUGGGACUGUCCACGGUUCAAAUACAGCAAGGAAACUCAGGAACUAAUCCAAGUUAUGAUGCGAGAAUCACGGCUCACCAACUUACAGCAGCGACGCAUCAACAACCAGCUGAAGAAAGGUGGCGCCUUACCCAUGGCCUGUAACACAUCACCUCCAGCACCUGCACAACCAGUGCCAAAAGUCAGCAAAGGCCCAGUUCUUCCAUCCAGACCACAGAGACGCAGCGCCGAGAACUGCAGGGCCGGGGACAGCUACACGCCCGAGAGGUUUCGACCCAGUGCCACACGAGAUCUGGAAAAAGAGAAGCGCAGGCUGCAGAACAUUCUCGCUACAGGCCAGGAGGACCCGCAACCUUCGCCGUCCCACACAAAGCCCGCUAACAGAAUGGAGGACACUAAGAAGGACAGGUUCCAGGAGGUUCUGGAUGAGAUUGAGGAGAGGAGGCAGUUUUUGGAGGAGAUGACUGCCCUUGGAAGAGGAAGCCAGUACCAGCAUAUCAUUAACAGCGAGAUAUCUCAGAAAAUCCGCGAGCUUGAGUUGAUCGACCGAGCAUACAGCGAGGCCAUAAAGAUGAAAGUGGGGAAAAGGGAGAAAGGUGAAGAACAGCAGUGAAGAGAAAAACACUGUGUAGAUCAAUUAGCUUUACCAGGCAAUCCUA
Clarias gariepinus (North African catfish) is the source of this 750-nucleotide messenger RNA. RefSeq names its product chromosome 6 C22orf23 homolog (gene c6h22orf23). The record is from RefSeq and is a predicted model, not a curated record. Lineage: Eukaryota; Metazoa; Chordata; Actinopteri; Siluriformes; Clariidae. The transcript is spliced from 7 exons. Bases 63 to 704 code for a protein of 213 amino acids.